Messenger RNA from Neoarthrinium moseri, 4038 nucleotides. RefSeq lists its product as uncharacterized. The transcript has 9 exons. The record is from RefSeq and is a predicted model, not a curated record. The coding region runs from base 1 to 4038 and encodes 1345 amino acids. Gene Ontology annotation, molecular function: ATP binding; ATP-dependent chromatin remodeler activity; metal ion binding. NCBI's taxonomy places the organism in Eukaryota, Fungi, Ascomycota, Sordariomycetes, Amphisphaeriales, Apiosporaceae.
AUGAAUUUGAUGGAUGGGACGGCACCUACCCCAGAAGCAACUGCUUCUCCUACGAGUGCGACAGGAGCUGAUGCUACAAUGGCGCCUUCACAAUUACUAAUCGCCGAUUCAAGUACCCUUGAGCACACUCGUGAAAAGUCAGCUCCUCAAUACCAGCCAGUGUCCAGCGCUGAGGAAAACGUGAGUACUUCUGCUGCAUCAGGUGCUGAGGUCCAUACCUCUCCCACGGGUGCUUCACUGCCGCAGAGUGACCUGAAUGCAGAAAAAAUGCGGCUAGAAAAUUCCGAGCAACAUCAUUCACCGACACCAGGCCCAGAGGGUCAAGCUCACAUUAUGGGAAAUCCAACUCUUUUGACUACUACAUCCGACCACAUCACACCAAGCCCCACAGCAAGAAAUGUGAUGGCGCAGGGAGACGAGGAUUCAAACCAGACGAAAAGGCCGUCUGACAUAACUGACACCGCACGUUCUAGAGCUGCGAAUGCCACUUCAGCCUCUGUAUCGGAAGUCGUGCAGCACGUCGCUGCAGCCCAGGAACAGCCAUCAAUCAUCAAGAAGGAAAAGUCUCCCAGCAGUACAAGGAGACCAUAUGUUUAUACCGAUGCAGUAAUCGACCCUCUGAGUGACGACGAAGAUAACAAGGAUUUACAAUCUGAAGAUGAGAAUCUCGACCAGAAGCCUAAUGAUAUAGAGCACUUGGGGUCAAAGCGACCCUCACAUGUUGCCCGCGAUCCAUUCUCUUCGUACCCUAAUUCGGACGAUGACUUUAUUGACCUCACGGGUAAUGUUGAUAAGACAACAUGUACAUGGACCGCCAAGUCUGAACCCAAAUUGAAUCAAGACGAUGCGAGCCAGCCGAUGGAUCUUGAUGCCGAUGGAAGCGAAGUCGCGUAUACUUACUCUCCCCGCCACGUUGAUGGCAUGGAUUCGGACAGUGACAGCGGACUGUUUGUUGAAGAGGAUGACUCCGGUGACUACUCUCCCGGCAGUGAUGAUGACUUUACGUCAGGAAAAAGACGUAACUCCAACGUUCAGGACACCACAUACUUCGAGCAGGCGGUAGACAUUGGCAUGCAUGAGCAAGUCGAGUACGACAUGGCCAUGGACGAACUCAGGGAGAUGAUUACCAAAUGUGAUGAGCUUCAAGAGAAGCAGGCGUCAGGACAGAUGACAGCUCAUGAGCGAGUUCGGCUUCGUAUACUGGAAGGCAAAAUCCAGGCAGAGAAGGUCAGACUAAAAGUCUCCGACAGCCAUGAUGUAGCACUUGGUACUGGACCGGCCGACCAUAUGUGCCGUGAUGGCAUCGCAACUGAGCCAACCGCGAAGCCAAGAAAGAAAUUGGGACCCAGGGCGAAAACAGCGAAAGAAUAUUUUGCUAAGCACGGCAGUGGCUUCGACAUUUGUGGAGGCUUCAAGAAGCGAAAGCCCUCAGAUGACGCUGCUCAUACGCGUUCCAGCAAGAAGGCCAAGAAGACAACAAAAUCAGCAAAAGUGACCAAGAAAGCCUCGCCUGAUUUGGAAGACCCACGAGCGAAAUUCUUUCAUAGUCUUUGCUUCAAUAACCCCAUCGAAGCUCGCUUGAAAUUCGGCGAUGUGAAAGAGACAAAUGUGACGGCCAAAACAAAAAUAGACCAACUCAAUCAGCUUACAGGUGGCGCUACAUCUGAUUCUGCAAGAACCGCCGCCGACAGACGCACUCUCAAAUUCGCAUCAGAAGCAUUUGGCUACAACAUGUGCAAAGCUAAUAAUGGAGAAUGGGAGGUCAAUGGCAUGCAAGCCCUACUAAAGAACCACCAGAUCAUUGGCUCUGCCUGGAUGCUGAGAAGGGAGUUUAACGAGAACGCUCCUUUUGGUGGCCUGGUGGCUGAUGAGAUGGGCAUGGGAAAGACAGUGGAAAUGCUGGCAUGCAUUGUCAACAACCAGCCUUCAGAGAAUGAUUUGCAAAGGUGGAGUAAAACUACUUUGAUUGUAGUACCAUCGAGUCUUUUGUCUCAAUGGAAGGCCGAAAUCCAGAAACAUAUCAAAGCUACGCAUUCGCAAGAGGUCUUGGUCUACAAGAUGAGCAUGGGCCUCCCGAAAAGCGCACUGACAGCUGUUGACAUUAUCUUAACAACAUACCAUGAGAUUCUGGCCGAGUAUCCUUCAGCACAGUAUCUGAAGGAUCUCCGUGAGGAAGGCUAUAAAGGCGAGGAAUACGAAGAGAAAUUCAAGGCUAAACUUGGACCGUUGUUCAAGAUUGACUUCUGGAGAGUAGUCCUAGAUGAAGCGCAUGCCAUCAAGAACAAGAAUUCUCAGACUUCCUUGGCUUGUUGCGAUCUUCCGGGGCGUCUUCGAUGGGCGAUGUCUGGAACCCCGCUGCAAAACUCCCUUGACGAGUUCUACCCAUAUCUGAAGUUUGUCAAGGCGGGAUUUGUCAGUGACUUCCCUGAAUUCCAGAAAAAAUAUAGUAACACCAAAGAUGAUGCUGCAACGAAGCGCCUACAGGAAAUGGUGUCAGAGAUCAUGCUACACCGUACAUCCUCCGACAAGUUUAUGGGGAAGCCGCUCUUCGUAAUUCCAACACCGCACUCUGAGGAUAAAACAAUCAGAUUGACCAACGAAGAGCGAGUCAUAUACAGGGUUGUACAAAGCCGCUUCAUCAAGAAGCUCAACGAGUACCUGAGCAAAUCCCGCCGGCGAGGGUUGGAUAAAGACGAAACUAAAAAAGCGAAGGAUGUAAAACUUUACUUGCUCUACCUUCUUAGACUACGUCAAGCCACGGCUCAUCCGUUUUUGCUCGAGACAGUCAUGAAGCGAGACCUUCAUCCAGGAGACCUAGUCCAGAUCAAAACCAAGCUUGCCGAAAUUGGUGGACGUCAACCGGUGUACGAGCAGAUAAAAGCCUGGUGUACAAAUGUCACCAACGAGCUCGACCAACUCAACGCAAACAGCGGUACGAAAGAAUUUGGUACGACAGAAUUUGGCACUAGCAAGUUCGGCUAUAAUUUGAAUAUGAACAAGCAGAUCGACAUGGCAUUCCAGAGUCGUCUGGAACAUAUUUGCAGAAUAUGUUUUCAAACACCCCAAGCACCAAAACGUUCAGACUGUGAUCAUCUCUUUUGCGCCGAAUGCAUCGCGGAACAUGUUGCUACCACAUUUCAGGACAAAGAAGGGAAUACCAAAUGCCCAGAGUGCGAUAGACUUCUGACUGGUCUUACAGAGGCAGCUGAGGACGAGAUAAUCACAGAACUUGGGACGCCUGAGAUGAAUGAAGGCACUCAAUCCGUGGUCAAUGCCAUGGAUCGCAAUCUGUACGAAAUGUUUGAAGCUGUCGAAGCCCCGGCAACCAUCAGGGGCCGCGACCAAAGAAAGCUUGGAAAUGACGUCUUUGACUGCCAGCCAAAAGCCAAAAAGUCGACGACAAAAUUUAUCCGGGAAUGCGACAAGAAGUAUCCUGGUGAGCCUAUGGUUCCCAGCUCCAAAGCUACCGCAGUCAAGGACACCACUAUUAGAUGGCUCAAAGAAGCUGAGGACGACAAGAUCAUCAUCUUUACACAGUGGAAGCCUAUGGGAAUGAUCAUAGGCCGCAUGCUUCAAGAUGAAGGCAUACCAUUCCUCUAUUUCUUCGGCGACAUGUCUAAAAGGCAGAAGGAAGCUGCAAUCAAAGGAUUUCAUGACAAGCCGGAAGUCAAAGUUAUGGUUGCUUCACUGAAAUGUGGAGGAGUAGGCCUGAAUUUGACCUGUGCCAACCGCGUGAUUCUCAUUGACCUUUGGUGGAAUCACUCGAUCGAGAUGCAGGCGUUCGGACGAGUGUUCCGAAUUAGUCAGAAGAAAGAGACUUACUUCCAGCGAAUUAUGACCAAAGACACAAUUGACCAGAGACUGAACGAGCUUCAACAGAAGAAGUUGGAGCAGAUUGACAAAGCCAUGCAAGCCGGGAAGACUCUCAACGACAAAGUCUCUAUUGAGGAGCUUGCAAGUCUGUUCGGCGACGUCGAACAGGAUUCGGAGGGAAUGCUACGAAUCAUUGCUCCUGAAGACGAUGACGAUGACUUCUAA